This is a messenger RNA of Chanos chanos (milkfish), 3849 nucleotides long. It is a transcript of the gene atp13a3, whose product is annotated as ATPase 13A3. The transcript has 32 exons. The record is from RefSeq and is a predicted model, not a curated record. Gene Ontology annotation, cellular component: late endosome membrane. Gene Ontology annotation, biological process: intracellular calcium ion homeostasis; polyamine transmembrane transport. The coding region runs from base 91 to 3849 and encodes 1252 amino acids. Gene Ontology annotation, molecular function: ATPase-coupled monoatomic cation transmembrane transporter activity; P-type ion transporter activity; polyamine transmembrane transporter activity. NCBI's taxonomy places the organism in Eukaryota, Metazoa, Chordata, Actinopteri, Gonorynchiformes, Chanidae.
CACCAUACACACACACCAUACACUCACAGAGUCUCUCCGUGUCUGUCUGCAGGUAAGCGGCAGUGUGUAGUGUGGCAGAGACAGGACAGUAUGGAGAAGGAAGAUCUGAAGAUCGUCAACAAAGGCCUGGAGGAUGAGAUGGAGAUCAGUGGGUAUCGGCUGUGUCGGUGGAAGCUGGCUCUGGUGGGCCUGGGUGUUCUGUGCACUGGGGGUUUUCUCCUCCUGCUGCUCUACUGGAUGCCUGAGUGGUGCAUCAAAUCCACCUGUACCCGCACCACCCUCAGAGAGGCCGAGAUGGUGCUGCUGAGAUCCACUGAUGAGUUUAAGCGCUGGUUCAUGGCUAAGAUACGGGUGAUGCUGGCCCCAGGGAAGAGCCCCUUUGACAGCCUGGACUCCCUGACCACUCCCCCAGUCACCAACGGCCACAGCGCCUCCGAGGACUUCAUCAGGAAAUACGCAGAGCACCAGCCUGUACAGAUCCGCUAUUUCACACUCCACAGCACAAAGUACUACUGGAAUGAUACGGUGCAGAAUUUUGAGGUGUUGAUAGGUUUGGAGGAUCUGGGCGUGACAUGUUCCACGGUCCACUCCGAUCACAGCCAUGGACUCAGCAGACACCAGCAGGAGUUCAGGCGGCUGUUUUUCGGAGUGAAUGAAAUUGCAGUGAAAGUGCCUUCGGUUUUUAAGCUGCUAAUUAAGGAGGUGCUCAAUCCCUUCUACAUUUUCCAGCUGUUUAGUGUGAUCCUGUGGAGCGCUGAUGAGUACUACUAUUACGCCGCUGCCAUUGUGUUCAUGUCUGUUAUAUCGAUAGCUACCUCUCUCUACACUAUUAAAAAGCAAUACGUCAUGCUCCAUGACAUGGUGGCCACUCACAGUAUUGUGCGUGUGUCGGUGUGCAGAGCCAAUAACGAGAUUGAUGAGGCCAUGUCGACAGACCUCGUGCCUGGUGAUGUCAUGAUCAUUCCCAGUAAUGGGACUAUCAUGCCCUGUGAUGCUGUGCUGAUUAGUGGAACCUGCAUUGUUAACGAGAGCAUGCUCACAGGUGAAAGUGUACCGGUCACGAAGACUAACCUCCCGAACCCGCUGCAGGGUGACAAGGGGUCAGAGGGCAGUGGGGUCUACAAUACGGAGGAGCACAAGAGACACACACUCUUCUGUGGUACCAACGUCAUCCAAACACGCUUCUACUCAGGAGAGCUGGUCAAAGCAGUGGUCGUCCGCACCGGUUUCAGUACGGCGAAAGGACAGCUGGUUCGGUCCAUCCUGUACCCGAAGCCGACCGAUUUUAAGCUGUAUCGGGAUGCCUACCUGUUCCUGCUGUGUCUGGUGGCUGUAGCCGGCAUCGGCUUUGUCUACACCAUCGUCCUCAGUAUUAUGAAUCAGGUGCCAGCUGGAACCAUCAUCAUUGAGUCUCUGGACAUCAUCACCAUCACUGUGCCACCUGCUUUGCCCGCUGCUAUGACGGCUGGCAUUGUUUAUGCCCAGCGCAGACUCAAGAAGAUUGGCAUCUUCUGCAUCAGCCCUCAGAGAAUUAACAUCUGUGGGCAGCUCAACCUGGUCUGCUUUGACAAGACCGGGACGCUGACGGAGGAUGGCCUCGACCUGUGGGGUAUACAAAGGGUGGAGAACGGCAGUUUCCAUGUGUCAGAGGAGAAUGCGUAUAAGGAGAGUCUGGUCAAGUCUCAGUUUGUGGCCUGCAUGGCGACGUGUCACUCCCUCACUAAAAUAGAGGGCCUACUGUCAGGAGAUCCACUCGACCUCAAGAUGUUUGAGGCCACAGGCUGGAUCCUGGAGGAGGCCACAGAGGAGGAGACAUCUCUCCAUAAUCGCAUUAUGCCCACUGUGGUCCGUCCACCUAAGCAGCUCCUCCCAGAACCUGUGAUGUCACCAGAACAAGACAUGGAGCUGUAUGAGCUGCCGCCUUCUUACGAGAUCGGUAUCGUCCGUCAGUUCCCAUUUUCCUCCGGUCUGCAGAGAAUGAGUGUAGUCGCCCGUCUGCUGGGCGAAAAACGGAUGGACGCCUACCUCAAAGGAGCUCCAGAAGUCGUGGCCAGCCUGUGCAAGAAAGAGACAGUGCCAGAGAACUUCGCCGAGAUCCUGGAGGACUACACGAAGCAGGGUUUUCGGGUCAUCGCAUUAGCGCACAGACGACUUGAGUCCAAACUGACCUGGCACAAAGUACAGAACAUUAACAGAGAUCACAUAGAGACCAACAUGGAGUUCCUGGGUCUGAUCAUCAUGCAGAACAAACUGAAAGCGGAGACUCCUGGGGUCCUGGAGGACCUCCGUAGGGCUAACAUCCGCACCGUCAUGGUCACAGGUGAUAAUAUGUUAACGGCUAUUUCGGUGGCACGGGACUGCGGGAUGAUCUUACCGCAGGACCGAGUCAUCAUCGCCGACGCUCUUCCGCCCAAGGACGGUCAAGCGGCCAGGAUCAACUGGCGCUAUGCCGACAACCCGACCAAGCACGCUAGCAAGACCACGAGACUGGACGAAGUGGAGAUUAGUUUAGAGGACGUCCACGCUAGCGACGAGCUGAAGCCAGAGGAGCGUUAUCACUUCGCCAUGAGUGGGAAAUCGUUUGCCGUCAUCACUGAACACUUUCAAGACCUGCUACAGAAGCUGGUGUUACACGGUACAGUGUUUGCUAGGAUGGCUCCCGACCAGAAAACCCAGCUAGUGGAGACGUUGCAGAGUGUGGAUUACUUUGUUGGGAUGUGUGGGGAUGGUGCCAACGACUGUGGAGCUUUAAAGAGAGCCCAUGGUGGAAUCUCCCUGUCUGAGUUAGAGGCCUCAGUGGCUUCACCCUUCACCUCCCGAACUCCCAACAUCUCCUGUGUCCCCAGUCUCAUAAGGGAAGGGCGGGCAGCUCUCAUCACGUCUUUCUGCGUCUUUAAGUUCAUGGCCCUGUACAGUAUCAUCCAGUACAUCAGCGUCACUCUCCUCUACUCUAUCCUCAGUAACCUUGGAGACUUCCAGUUCCUGUUCAUCGACAUAGCCAUCAUCCUUCUCAUCGUCUUCACCAUGAGUUUAAACCCUGCGUGGAAGGAGCUAGUGUCUCGUCGUCCCCCGUCAGGGCUCAUCUCUGGGCCCCUGCUCUGCUCCGUACUCUCUCAGAUCCUCAUCUGCCUCGGGUUCCAGAUCCUGGCUUUUCUCUGGGUCCGUCAGCAGGACUGGUACGAGACCUGGAGCCCCGAGUCUGACGCAUGCAAUAUAUCCUCACAUGAUAACAUCUCGUUGGACGAAAACUCGACCGAGAUCGACGACCACAACAUUCAGAACUAUGAGAACACGACGCUGUUCUACGUCUCCUCUUUUCAGUACCUCAUCGUAGCUGUCGUUUUCUCCAAAGGCAAACCUUUCCGUCAGCCCAGUUACAAGAAUGUACCCUUUGUGCUGUCUGCUAUCAGUCUCUGCGUGUUCCUUGUCUGCAUAAUGCUCUUCCCCGUCUCCGCUAUCGAUGAGUUCCUAGAGAUCGUAUGUGUUCCUUUUCGGUGGCGUCUAACCCUGCUCUCCAUUGCCUUGCUCAACACUGUGACGUCAGUGCUGGUGGAGACCCUCGUCCUUGACAUCGUCUUAUGGAAGCUUGUGUUCAGCCGAGACAAGCAGGGCAGCUCUGGCCUCCCCCCUGCCACCCCUCCACCACAGGCUGGCGUAGAGCACUGGGGGUCUCGCUGCCUGUCCUGGUUCUGCUGCCGGCAGAAGAAAGCUCCCAAAGCGCGUUACAUGCACCUAGCUCAGGAGCUCCUCGUGGAUCCUGACUGGCCUCCCAAACCCAAAACCACCACUGAGGCCAAGCCUCCUCCCCCACCAGAAAAUGGCUCGUACCAAAUCAUGCCAGCCUCCUAG